AUGACGGCUCAGCUCUUGCCGUCCGUCAUAACGAGUCCUUUCAGCAGACAUCUCGAUAACAGAGCGAACAUCUUUUGUGGCUCGCGGGCAGCAUAUCCUGCCCGCCCACGGAUCUCCUCGACUUCACUGAAACCGUUUUGCGUCAACCAGAAUUUGAGGAAUUCCUCAGCGCCGGUUCAAUCUGUUUCAUCAGCUCCUGCGCAAGUAAUAAAACCAGAUCGAAAUCUGCGGUACUGCGAGAAUCUCGGUCCGACAUUAUCUGAUCGAAUCCAGGGACCUUCGUCGAGUAACAGCCUCAGAAUACACUCGGAAUACCACGAAUCAUUGUCACUGGCCGAAGACCUAAGAUCGCCAUUAUUUCAGCCAACCCCUCCAGACGUGUGCAUCAGCACCGGAUCUGCCCAUAGGUAUCUUGCUAGUCCAAGUCAGGCUCGCGAACCGCUGGCAGAGGUACGCAAUGAGGAGAAGCGCCCACAAAACUUGCAGCAUGCUACCGGCUCAAAGGGUCGAGGACACCACAGACUUCGCACGUCGCUGUCCACGGAAGUAUGUUGGGUUGAACAGGAAAAAUGUGAGGAUCAGACUACACUCCCAACCGAAGACACUCGAGACUUGUUCAGUGCUGUGGACGAGCCUCUCCAAUCCCUCCUCGAGACAUCAUUCCUGGCAGAUACCUCGGAAGACAUGCCGAAGCUAGGGCAGCACUCGAGCCUGCACCGAAAGAGAAAUUCAACUGCUUCGUCCGGCUUCGUCCACACCAUGAAAACAGCGAGUCUCAGCAACGCAAGCUUCAGCCUUGUUCCUCGGUCACUUCGUAUCGGCCGUUCAACAGACAGUUAUUAUGUCUUUGGCUCAAGUGCGAGACCUUCGGUGGAAAGCGAACGACCGCAGACAUCAACAUCUGUGGACGAGGCUGCCUUUCGAAGAGCGAUUAAAAGGAGACAAAUUCUUGUUGAGCUGGUCACCACUGAAGAGAGCUAUGUUGCCGAUCUAAAGGCUCUAAUGUACCUAUAUUCAACUCUUCUGGCAACUAGCAUGACGGUUACAGACCGGGUCAGAUCAUCUAUCCUAAGAAAUGUCCAUGAUCUUCUCUCCGUGCACGAGAGACUCCUGGAGCGGCUGCACCAGGCUACCUACGAGGCGGCAGCACGAAAGUGGGAAGACACGACCUCUCCCCGACGUCUCGGAUCACCACCUUAUCACAAGCGCUGGAGGAGCCUGGAGUCCAGUGUUGCAGCCAAGAUCGGGCGCAGCCAUCGUCGAACGCGCAGCUCGAUGGACUCGGUCGAACUGUCACGCGGUCGGGGUCCCUUGGGUGGAACAGAACCCAGGGAUGUUGCUGACGUAGCAGCGAUUUUUCGGGAUUUCUUGGGUGACUUUCUGGUAUACGAGGAAUACUGUGCCAAUCACAGCCUCAUCGCCCACGAGUUGCAACGCCAUUCUCCCACACUUUGGUCAACUUAUGAGUCAGGAAUUGAAUCACUGGCCAGGUCCAUUACUGCUCUCAAUCAAAAAUACCAAAGCGAAAGAAAAGGCCUCACGGUUAGUGAUCUUCUGAUCAAACCGAUACAGCGCAUGACAAAAUACCCUCUCCUGUUUGGCGAUCUUUUAAAGCAAACACCCGUGGCGGACUGCCCAAGUGCACAUUCCGAGGUUGAAGCAGUCUUGACGUGCUUGAGAGAAGUUGUUCAAACUGUCAAUAGAGCCACGGAUAACUACGAAACUCGAACUCAGAUUCAACGACGAUGGUCACUUCAGACAAGGCUGAUCUGCGAUCACGUAUCUCUAGGGGCCGAACAAUUUCGAAUGCUGGGGAAUAUCCAAUUGAGUGGUGUUCUGCAUGUGGUCUGGCAGGCUAGGAAUAACAGAGUCGACGGUCGUUACGCGCUCUGCUUGUUGUUUGACACCAGUCUCAUCAUCGCGUUGCCUGCAGGAGCCACGACGAAAUUUGAAGUGAUUGCUUUCUUGCAUCUGCGAGACACGAGGAUUGAAUCGGCCAGUGACGGGCGAGGUCUUCAAUGCCACUCGACCCUUUACACGUGGAAACUAUGUUUCGAGAUUGGCGGUCACCUACAUGAAUUCAUACUGAGUGCCUGCUCUUCCAUCGAGGAAGGUGUUUGGAGAGGGGGCCUACAAAACAAGGUUGCUCCAGGAAGGGGGAUGGAUGAAGUGUUGAACCAGAUUCCCUCGAGCAUCAGUCUCAGCCUCAGAUCUCUCGGGCAGGUCUACAUCCAGCAGAGUUCGACCUUGUCCAGGAACCCUUCAGUACAAAGAGCGGCCACAGUAGGAAACCGGGCCAAUAUUUGCCAAGUUAUCAUUCGAAACACAAACAACCCACAGGACUUGCACGAAUUUCGUCAACCAUCGUCUUCAGCCAUCAACAGAUCUCAGUCACAUAUGACGUCCAACAGGGUGGUUGUCCUAGCACCAAAACGGUCGGAGCGGGCAAGGCUCGAAUCAACCUUGAGUGAUGUUUGGACAAAGGAGAAAUUGCCGUACCCAGGUAUGAUUGGCUCUCGGGGGGGUCAAAUCAUAAGAGCGUCGGCUGGUUCGUUGGUCCGAAAGUUGAGUCUGGCUUCCAUUCAUGCUCCGUUUUCGAGGCGGCCUGGAAGCUUGUCACUUACCAGCCGCAAGUCGUUCGACCUGUCAAACGAGAGCCGACGGAGCAGAAUGAAGUAUCCGGCACAUGUCUUUGAAGUUCGCAAAGAAAGCUUUGACGAGGUGACACCAGCGAGAACGAAGUCGCGUGAGAUACCAGAGGUUGACACGAUGGAGAAUGUAGUCAGUCGCAUGAUAGGGAGCAGUGUUACCAGAAAGCUGUCUAUAUCCCCGGGACAACAUGGCCUGGCAAAGGGAACAAGGGGACAAAAGGUUGUCCAGGAUCCGGGAGGGCCGGAGGUAGGGCCAGAGGAUCCAGCGGAGAUAUAUUAUGCUGAGGUCAAGGAGAUUGAAGAAAAGCCAGAGUUUGUGGAGGAAGGGCUCACUGGCAGGAAGAAGCGAUGGAGUAAUCCACUUGGGAUAUUGAAAGUUCUGUCGGCCGAUGGGUUUCGCCACAUGUUGUAUUCAAGUAAAUAG
This is a messenger RNA of Fonsecaea nubica, 3075 nucleotides long. RefSeq lists its product as hypothetical. Gene Ontology annotation, biological process: regulation of GTPase activity. Gene Ontology annotation, molecular function: guanyl-nucleotide exchange factor activity. The coding region runs from base 1 to 3075 and encodes 1024 amino acids. Gene Ontology annotation, cellular component: cytoplasm. NCBI's taxonomy places the organism in Eukaryota, Fungi, Ascomycota, Eurotiomycetes, Chaetothyriales, Herpotrichiellaceae. The record is from RefSeq and is a predicted model, not a curated record. The transcript has a single exon.